UAUUUACAUUUUGGGCAUCCUGUGCCUCUACUCGGUACCAGUUUUACUUCAGCGCUGUUUUCAAAAUGGCGGACGAACUAAACGUAGAGACUCGGUGGAAAAUGCUUCAAAAACAAUGUUUCUAUUUCAAACUUCGAUAAAUUUAUAUAAAAUUAACAAUUAUGGAACACGAAGAGGACUGGGACGAGGAACAACUAGUCAUAGUUGAACUUGAUGGUCUUCUGGAGCAAGAAGUACUGUCCAAAGCAACAACAGAGCAUUGUAGACUGCUGGGUAUAGACACUGAUGAGCCAGUUCUUCAAAUUGGACCUUACACUUUUGUUGGUCAUUAUGAAGAUGUCAUUGGAACACAUUGUAUCUUUGAAGAAACAUUCAACAACAAUAAUGAGAAGAAAUUCCAGUUUAAAGCCAAAACCAACAAAUGUCUAAAGAUGGGUAGGGCUUUUCUGAGAGACAAAUCACAGGAGAGUUUUAUUUUAAAGGAGAUUGUUGGCAAGAAUUCUGAUGAAUCAUCAAGUUCUGACAGCUCCAGUAAUGAUGGUAAUGACAGUGAUGAUGACAAGGAUGGUGUCAAUAAUCAACAAGAUGAUACCCUUAGUAACAGUUGCCAAGGAAAUGUUAGCAACAUCCAACAAAUUAGCAAAAAAACCAACAAUCAGCAAGUUGGUAACCAUAGCAACACUGAAGAUGAUAGCAGUACUUUUAUAAGUCAACAAGAUAGUAGCAGUCAGCAAGACUGUAACCAUAGCAACAAUCAAGAAAAAAGUAUGGAAGUGGACUGACUUGUCAGUACUUGGAAUUGUUAAGUCAUGGAUGUCAUUGAUAUGUGUAUAAAGACUACAAAUUUCCUAAACUACAACUUUUGUAGUUGGCAAACCCAAAGUUGAAGGACUGUAGUGUAUAUAAAAAGCAUUAUUGCAUGCACAUAGAAGCUGUAUUUCCAUUAUUAUUGUCUAUAAAUGUGGUGUUUUGUGUUAAAGUAUGUUCAUUUGACACAACCAUAUUGGGCACAAUAAGAAUUAGUUCAUGUAUUUAUAGUAGCUCACAGCUUUGUAUGAUUGAAGUCUUCAGAGGACAAAAUGGCCAUCCUUUUCAAUAAACACUGUGGACAGCAUUAUCCCGUAAGCAAAUUUAUGCUGCAGCAUGCUUUUAGUGAGUUUGCAGUCUGUCAAUAAACAUGUUAUUAAUGCU
Exaiptasia diaphana is the source of this 1191-nucleotide messenger RNA. RefSeq names its product general transcription factor 3C polypeptide 6. The transcript is spliced from 6 exons. Lineage: Eukaryota; Metazoa; Cnidaria; Anthozoa; Actiniaria; Aiptasiidae. Gene Ontology annotation, cellular component: transcription factor TFIIIC complex. The record is from RefSeq and is a predicted model, not a curated record. Gene Ontology annotation, biological process: transcription by RNA polymerase III. Bases 162 to 782 code for a protein of 206 amino acids.